AUGGGCGAUAUACAAAGUAGAAAAAGUCAUUCGAACGAUGCCGAAGGCAAUGUCGAACCUUUCGGCAAUGAAGAGAAUCUCAACGCUGAUCUUCAAACUCCAAACUCAUCUCUGAGCACCACUCAAGCUCUCCAAAGGAAACGAAGUUUCAAUCCGGUACGAUCGCUGUCGAGAAUGUCACGCGAAAGAUCGGUACGUUUUCGUGAUGAGUUCUUCAUUCCUCACUCAAAUUUUUUCCUGUAG
This is a messenger RNA of Anisakis simplex (herring worm), 243 nucleotides long. NCBI's taxonomy places the organism in Eukaryota, Metazoa, Nematoda, Chromadorea, Rhabditida, Anisakidae. The record is from the annotation of a GenBank genome assembly.